UCGCUGCAACCUCAUUCGCCUCUCUAGUUCUCUCUCCUCUUAUUCUCUCGGUCGCGAAGAGCGAUUUUGAACGAACGAACGAAGAGGAGAGAAGAAGACGAAAGAAGAAAUGGCGGUGUCUAGGGUUUCAUUGGUGGUGGUGGCGAUCAUCGCUCUGUUAUACGCCGUCGUUUUGCCUUCUGCUCAUGCUCAAUCUUUGGCUCCUGCUCCUGCGCCCACCAGUGAUGGGACGGCAAUAGAUCAAGGAAUUGCAUGUGUGUUGAUGCUAGUCGCCUUGGUGCUCACAUACCUCAUCCACCCACUCGAUGCUUGAUCCUACAACAUUCGGAUUUUUGGAUAAGAUCUCGAUGGGUUUUGUGAAGGGGUGAAAUACAUAUCUUCAAAUUUGGGAUGCGGCAAUGGUCCGUGUAUGUUUCAUUCAUUUUCCGGAGUUCAAUUUAUUGGUGCUCAUGGCUUCACAAUUUUUUUCUAUUCUUUGAUUCUCUGUGGAAAUGUAUUUUCUGUUGUGCAUUGGCAAUGAAAACAGAGUGAACCUUUUCUCA
Messenger RNA from Vitis riparia (riverbank grape), 542 nucleotides. Its product is annotated as arabinogalactan protein 20-like. The transcript has 2 exons. NCBI's taxonomy places the organism in Eukaryota, Viridiplantae, Streptophyta, Magnoliopsida, Vitales, Vitaceae. Bases 110 to 313 code for a protein of 67 amino acids. The record is from RefSeq and is a predicted model, not a curated record.